Molecule: messenger RNA, 1166 nt
Organism: Atta colombica
Lineage: Eukaryota; Metazoa; Arthropoda; Insecta; Hymenoptera; Formicidae
Gene: Tre1
Product: protein trapped in endoderm-1
Exons: 3
Coding region: 79-1107 (342 amino acids)
Biological process (GO): G protein-coupled receptor signaling pathway
Cellular component (GO): membrane
Molecular function (GO): G protein-coupled receptor activity
Source: RefSeq, a predicted model, not a curated record
GCACAUGAAUCACAGCGAUUUUUGAUUAUCCAAAGAAUGCGAAGGAAGAAAAACUAUUUUAUACGCAUUUGCUAAAAGAUGGGGCACAUUGCAGUAAACGACACUUUUGUCGAAAUCUUUUCGGAGGCUGGAGGCUCGAAGCCAUUUACACGCUCCGAGACUAUUACUGCUGCAAUAUGCGCUAUAAUAUUCAGCAUUAUUGGAGUAUUAGGUAAUUUAAUAACGGUAAUCGCAUUGUUAAAAUAUACCAGACUGAGACGACACGCCACCACGGCAUUUGUGAUAAGUCUAAGUAUCUCCGAUUUGAUCUUCUCGGCGGUAAACUUGCCUCUAACCGCCAGUAGAUAUUUGAACGAAGCAUGGGUUCUGGGUGAAACUCUAUGCAAAAUAUUCCCCUUAUUCUUCUACGGAAACGUCGCUGUAUCUUUACUCAGUAUGGUGGCCAUUACUAUCAACAGAUAUAUACUGAUCUCACAGUCGGAUAUUUACAACCAGUUAUACACUACUCGCGGCAUAAUGCUGAUGUUAAUAAGUAUAUGGACUCUAAGUUUCUUGAUGCUGCUGCCACCCUUAUUAGGCAUCUGGGGUACUCUAGGACUAGAUCCGGCUACCUUCUCAUGCACCAUACUGAAGAAAAACGGUUCCAGUCCGAAGAAGUUUUUGUUCAUUCUUGGCUUCAUCGUACCAUGCGUAGUGAUUAGUGUUUCGUAUCUCUGCAUAUAUUGGCGUGUACGCAGAAGCCGAAAGAAUCUCGAGGCUCACGCAGCAGAAAGCGGUCGACGAGGCGGUGGCUUUCAACGGCGGGAAGAUUCCAGAGUGACCAGACUGAUGCUUACUAUAUUCCUUUGUUUCCUGUUGUGUUUUAUGCCGCUGAUGUUGAUGAACGUUAUCGACGAUAAGAUGAAGUUUCCGAUACUUCAUAUAGUGGCGUCUGUGCUCGCAUGGGCAUCCGCGGUGAUAAAUCCUUUUAUUUAUGCCGGCACCAACAAACUAUACAGAGAGGCGUACAAACAAAUUCUGUGUCCAGUUUCAAGCAGGACAUCUACAAUCGGUCCCAAACCAACGCAUUCUCAUUCGAGCAAGUUUUUGACACCCCAUACGAUAUAAACAUAUCUUCCGUUCCGAAAAUAAUCGAUCGCCUCGAAUUAAUGACGAUAAAAAGUAGA